UCGCUACCGGUCCUCGACUUCGGAUAUGCACUUCAACGUGCAGCUGAUUUUAAUGAAACCGGGGGUUAUUACAACUUCACGAACAUUCGCUACGCUGCACCUCCUCUUGGCGAUCUCCGAUUCAGGGCCCCUGAACCUCCGGCAGUUGAUCGAUCUGUAAUUCAGAAUGGUUCAGAAUCCCGCAUGUGCCCGCAGAAUUAUCCUCCUUGGAUGGGAACGAUCGGUUGGGUACCUGAAUACCUGCAAUAUGGUACUGUUCCAAAUGCUACGGCUGCAGCAGUCCCGUCCACGAACGGUUCUUCCACUCCACCGCGAGACCCAAGUCAGAAUGAGGAUUGCCUUUUCCUCGAUGUCAUGGUUCCUCAGGGAAUCUUUGAAAAGGCAGGCCAAGGCUACGGAGCCCCUGUUCUCGUUUGGAUCUACGGUGGCGGCUAUGCCGUCGGUUCUAAGACGAGCGGCUAUGAUCCACGGAGUUUACUUAGGCGUAGCCAAACCAACUCUUCCGAAGGUGUUAUCUUCGUGGCUUUAAACUACCGCCUGGGUGCAUUUGGAUUUCUCGCAGGGCCGACUCUUCAGGCAAAUGGCACGGCCAACGCAGGACUCUAUGACCAGAGAAUGGCGCUUGAGUGGGUUCAAGAGCACAUUCACCUAUUUGGUGGAGACAAGAACCGAGUGACGGUCAUGGGCGAGUCUGCUGGUGGAGGCUCCAUUACACAUCAGCUAACAGCUUACGGUGGCCGCGACCCAGCGCCUUUCCAACAGGCUAUCAUACAGUCUCCGGCAUGGACGCCCAGUCCUUCCACAUACACCCAGGAGCGAAGGUUCCAAGACUUCUUGCGGUUCGCAAACGUUAGCUGCCUCGAAGAGGCUCGUAAUUUACCAACUGACCAGUUGAUGGAUGCAAAUGACCGUCAGAUUUUCGCCUCACCUUAUGGCAGCUAUGGUUUUGGUCCGUCCGUUGAUGGAAUCUUCAUCACGCAGGAUCCGAAGUUAGCGCUGAGUCAAGGCCAAUUCGACGCAUCCGUCAGGGUCAUGGUCGGGCAAAACUCCAACGAGGGUCUUCUGUUCACUGCUCCGGUUACCAACAAUGCGGAGUAUCUAGACUUCGUCCGCAGCAACUUUCCUACUGCCCGCGAGGAUACUAUCGACCACAUUGCGAAUGUGUUGUACCCGCCUGUUUUCGAUGGCUCGAUGGGAUACCAAGACCAAGUUGGACGCGCCGCGCUGACCAUGGGCGAGGGAACCUUCGUUUGCAAUGCCUUCGCUCUGAAUAGUGCAUACGGCAGCCAUUCUUCCUACCUAUUCGACGUUUUUCCUGGACUCCACGCACAGGAUGUUGAAUACACCUUCUACAACCCGGACGUUGUUUACCCAGGGAUUCCUGUGCUUACGAUGUGGGGAGAUAAUCAAACAGUUGCGUACGUAAUGCAGGACUACUUUACCAGUUUUGCAACCCAGGGUAUCCCUGAGAGUCUGCAAGAUGGUCUUUCAGCGGUUCCGGCGUACGGCGAAAACGCUACACUCACUGUGUUGAGCAAAGAUGGAAUUGACACGGGGAGAGACCCGGCUGCGAACGAGAGAUGUGAUUGGUGGCAGAUGGUUCUAGUU
Molecule: messenger RNA, 1608 nt
Organism: Ilyonectria robusta
Lineage: Eukaryota; Fungi; Ascomycota; Sordariomycetes; Hypocreales; Nectriaceae
Product: Alpha/Beta hydrolase protein
Exons: 3
Source: RefSeq, a predicted model, not a curated record